UGUGGUGUGUGGUGUGGCGGGGAAGGCCUGGGGCAGCAGGAGCAGGACAACCAGACAGACAGGCCGGACGAGGUACCAGCACCUCGACUUCUCUCCCUGGGACACUGUCCAAACUCCAAGGGCCAUAGGCCAAGCUGAGCGAUGGGUGCUGAGGAGGAGGUGCUGGUCACUCUGUCAGGGGGAGCCCCCUGGGGCUUCCGACUUAGGGGGGGGGCCGAGCAGAGGAAACCAUUACAGGUGUCCAAGAUCCGAAGACGGAGCCAGGCUGGCAGAGCAGGACUCCGAGAGAGGGACCAGCUUUUGGCCAUCAAUGGUGUCUCCUGUACCAGCCUCUCUCAUGCCAGUGCCAUGAGCCUCAUUGAUGCAUCAGGGAAUCAGCUUGUCCUCACUGUGCGACGGGUAGAGGAUGAAGGGCCUGUGCGAUCUCCAUCACCUGGUGAGCUUCAGGUGCUGUCGCCCUUAUCUCCGCUGAGUCCUGAGCCCCCCGGUGCUCCAGUUCCCCAGCCUCUUCAGCCUGGGAGGCUCCUCUCACCUCCUGACAGUGAAGCUUACUAUGGAGAGACAGACAGUGAUGCUGAUGGCCCUGCCACCCAGGAGAAGCCCCGCCGACCCCGCCGCCGAGGCCCCAUGAAGCCUACGCCUCCAGGAGCCCCACCUGAUGAGGUCUACCUGUCUGACAGCCCUGCAGAGCCAGUGCCGGCUGUCCCUGGCCCUCCCAGCCAGGUUGACAGCCGUGUGAGCUCCCCAUCUUGGGAGGACGGGGCAACCCUUCAGCCACCCCCAGCAGAGGCCCUGCUGUUGCCCCAUGGCUCCCUCCGGCCUGGCCCUCAUCUCAUCCCUAUGGUGGGGCCUGUUCCCCACCCAGUGGCAGAAGAUCUUACUACCACCUACACCCAGAAGGCCAAAGAAGCCAAACUGCAACGGGCAGAGAGCCUCCAAGAGAAGAGUGUGAAGGAGGCCAAGACCAAAUGCCGGACGAUUGCAUCCCUGCUAACCGCAGCCCCCAACCCCCACUCCAAGGGGGUGCUUAUGUUUAAGAAACGUCGGCAGAGAGCCAAGAAAUACACCCUAGUGAGCUUUGGGGCUGCAGCUAGGACAGGCGCUGAGGAGGAGGAGGAUGGCAUCCCUCCAACUAGUGAGUCUGAGCUGGACGAGGAGGUCUUCUCCGAUGCCCGAAGCCUCACCAACCAGUCGGAUUGGGACAGCCCCUAUCUGGACAUGGAGCUGGCCAGGCCAGGCUCAGGCACAGCAGAGGGUCAGGGCCCAGGGCUGGGAGGGCAGUUGAGUGAGGCCUCUGGGAGAGGGGUCCAGCUCUUUGAACAGCAGCGCCAGCGCACAGCCUCCAGCACCCAGGAGAUAGCCCGGGAUGGUCCAGCAGCCAUGCUCAACGGGCAAGGCCUGCAGUCACCACCUCGGGCCCAAAGUGCUCCGCCGGAGGCGGCUGUGCUCCCAUCCAGCCUUUCGCCAGCCCCUGCAGCCAGCCCUAGACCCUUCCUCCCAGGCAGUGGAGCCUCUACCCCAGCUCCAAGCAUCUUCAACCGGUCAGCCAGGCCCUUUACUCCGGGCUUACAAGGACAGCGGCCAGGUACCACCUCAGUUAUUUUCCGGCCCUUAGCCCCUAAGAGGGCAAAUGAAAGCCUGGGAGGCCUCAGCCUCGCUCCACCGCCUUUCUUGUCCUCUCCGCAGGGGCCCACCCCUCUGCCCAGCUUCACCUUAGGGGUUCCCAGCCAUGUGCCAGCCUCCGCUUCCCUUAGUACCCCACGCCCCUCGGGCCCCGUGACGGCCACCAGCUCCCUGUACAUCCCAGCCCCUAACCGUCCUGUUACGCCAGGCGAAGCCCCAGAGUCCCUCGCUUCCCCUAGCGGAGCUGCCAAGACCUCCACCGCUUCUAUUUUCCUAUCGGCGCCUCUGCGAUCCGCUGCGCGCCCAGAGGCGCCCGCCCCAGGCUCCGCGGCCCCUGAGCCCCCCAGUGCUCGGGAGCAGCGCAUCUCUGUGCCAGCUGUCCGCACCGGCAUCCUCCAGGAGGCCCGGCGUCGGGGGACCCGGAAGCAGAUGUUCCGGCCAGGAAAUGAGGAGACGAAGAACUCGCCCAACCCCGAGCUACUAUCGUUGGUGCAGAAUCUGGAUGAAAAACCCCGAGCUGGGGGUGCUGAAUCUGGUCCAGAGGAGGAUGCUCUGAGCCUCGGUGCUGAAGCCUGCAACUUCAUGCAGCCACCAGGGGGCAGGAGUUACAAGACGCCGCCUCUUGUGACACCUAAAACCCCGCCUCCAAUGCCUCCCAAGACCCCACCCCCUAUGACGCUCAAGACUCCACCCCCAGUGGCUCCUAAGCCCCCAUCUCGAGGGUACCUUGAUGGGCUGGUGAAUGGGGCGGCCCCUUCGCCUGGAAUCCCUGAACCACCAAGGCUUCAGGGCAGGGGUGGGGAGCUGUUUGCUAAGCGGCAGAGCCGAGCGGACAGGUAUGUGGUGGAAGCUACACCUAGUCCUGGCCUUGGCCCUGGCCCUGGCCCUCGGCCCAGAAGCCCUUCUCCUACUCCCUCACUGCCCCCUUCCUGGAAAUAUUCACCCAACAUCCGUGCCCCACCUCCUAUUGCUUAUAACCCACUGCUCUCACCCUUUUUCCCCCAAGCUGCCCGAACACUCCCUAAUAAGGCCCAAUCCCAGGGGCCCCGGGCAACCCCCAAGCAGGGUAUCAAGGCUUUGGAUUUCAUGCGGCACCAGCCCUAUCAACUUAAAACUGCCAUGUUCUGUUUUGAUGAGAUUCCCCAGACUCCUGGCCCCACCUCCUCAGGGCCCCCUAAAACUGCCAGAGUCCAGGAGAUCCGCCGAUUUUCCACUCCAGCGCCCCAGCCCACUGCAGAGCUCCUGGCCCCCACUGUGCUUGCUCCCCGAGCAGCCACUACAUUGGAUGAGCCUAUCUGGAGGGCAGAGCUGGCCUCAACCCCUGUGCUUAGCCCAGCCCCUCCUCCAGAGUCUCCCAGGGGUCUUGGGGCCUCCUCCAGCUCCUGUGGCUUCCAGGUAGCCAGGCCUCGGUUCUCAGCCACCAGAACCGGAUUGCAGGCUCAUGUGUGGAGGCCUGGGGCAGGCCACCACUGAGCAGGGCACAGCUCCCAGGACCAAGGAGAGGUGGAACAUCCAGUUCCUAAAGUUGAUUCUCCUACCCAUCCCACUCCCUCUUUCAGGUAUCUGGAGGUUAAAUUCCCUUUUCCAUAGUUUUGGAGUUGGUGCCCCAUCCAUCAGCUUCCUCCUCACUCCCAACCUCCCUGUUGCUUUCCAACAUACUAUCCCUGCGUUGCUGUCUGUGCUUCUCUUUGUCUCUGUGUUCCCUGCCUGGCUCUCUGUCUUUAUCUCUAGGUCUCUCACCCAUACUCCUCCACUUGUCUCUAUUUCUCUACUUUGAGCUUUUCUCCAUGGGCCUCAUUUUAACAUUCAAUGAGAAGCACACAGAGCAGAUACCACUGAGACUUCAAGCAAGAAGCUCUCCACCAGGCAGGCAACAAAGGGACUGAAUUGACCUCUUCUUGCACUUAGUCAUUUGCUAUUCCUCACUCUUCUUUCCCAAGCUUGGCUGGCAUAUACCUAGGCAUGUAUGUGUGCAUGUGUGUAUGUGCAAGUGUGUGUGUGUACACACAGAUUUGCUCUUCUGUUUGAGGCAUGAGUAAGAAGAGAGGUCUAAAUAAAGACCCAGUUGGGGUUUUACCCUUUUGCUGAUGAAAGAAAGGACAGAUAUCCCCACAUGGAGUCUAGUGGAAGAAAGAGAUGCACUAGAGUUAAAGACCAGCAUCUGUAGUAAGUGUACAGCAUUUUGUGAAACUCAUAAAGUAUGAGAAGACUUGAAGGGCUAGGGCAGUUUGUUUAGGCUGAGUUAUAUCAGCUAGACCAGGAAUAGAACUGAGAAUUCUAUUCCUCAGGAUUUCAGAAAGUUAGCAACUUGAGAGGCCCAUGCUAAGCAACAAAGCAUCCAGGAAGUGAAAAAAAAGAAAGAAAACUUCCUCUGAGAAUGGAUAAAUCAUUGACUUCAUUGCCUUAUGAACUUAAGACACAAAGGAGGGAGAAAAGAGCCAUGGUGUGGAAAGUGAGAUAGAAACUAGGAGCAGAACAGAAACGAAUGAAAUUCACUGAGCCCCAGAGAGGAGCAUAGUGAGGGAGAGUGCAGUGUUGGCAGAGAGUAAAGUUGGGUAACAAGAAACUAACCAUGUACAAAAGGGGGAUUGGGGAAAAAGUUGAGGGAGAAGCAUGUAUUUGUUAGAGUGAAGGGGGAUGAUGGUGGAGGGAUGUGAGAGUGUGUGCUGAGUGUUGAAAGAACAUUUUGUAUCUGCGCUGCCUCCUUUGAGCCUGUCCCAUUGUCUUCUGCAGCUUGUCCUGACUACCUGGGAAAGGGCAAGGAAACACCCAGAGCCAAAAUCUCUUUUCAGUCCUACCCCAUACCUCAAACUCUAGCUUUUGUUCCUUUCCAGCUUCAGGUCCUGAUCUCUGAUCCUGGAGGGGCAUGGACUCCCCUCUCACCCUGACUUCUACCAGUCACAUUUGCUGCUUGAUCUGGAAAUUGAUAAUUUCCUUUGGCAUAUUGGGUGUGAGUCACAGUACUUUGGUUUGUGCACAAGAAUAAACUUAUGACCCAUACCUUC
Messenger RNA from Equus quagga, 4628 nucleotides. It is a transcript of the gene SYNPO2L, whose product is annotated as synaptopodin 2 like. Lineage: Eukaryota; Metazoa; Chordata; Mammalia; Perissodactyla; Equidae. The record is from RefSeq and is a predicted model, not a curated record. Gene Ontology annotation, cellular component: nucleus; Z disc; actin cytoskeleton. Gene Ontology annotation, molecular function: actin binding. Gene Ontology annotation, biological process: positive regulation of actin filament bundle assembly.